AUGGUCGGUUUCUCCACGACUCCGCACGGUCCAUUUGGUGUUUGCGACACAGGCAUUCCUUCUGAUACUGGCCAUAGCUACGUCACUCUGCUACUCAUACACGGAUUUGCAUGGCACGGCGGAAACUUCGCUCGACUUCUUCCUCACGCAUCGUCCUACGGGAUCCGCAUCAUCCUCCUCAACCGCCGCGACUACCCCGGCUCCUCGCCUCUCACCGACGAUCAGCAUAGCAGACUACACCAAUCACUUUCGGACGACGAUGACUCGCGUGCCAAUAUCCAGCAGCACAUGAAUGAGCAGGCGAAGGAACUGUACGAUUUCCUGGAGGCGUUUGCCCGCGAGGAGAAGCUUGCCCCGCGGAGCAUGAUAGUCGGCGGUUGGUCAUUUGGUUCGGCCUGGAUCACCGCGAUUCUAGCAUACGCGUCCUCUCUCCCUCUUCGGGAGGAUGCAGAUCCGCCAUCCCUUGGAGAGUACGUGAGAUACAUCCUUCUAUACGACCCUCCCUAUCACGCCCUAGGCUAUCCUCCUCCUCCCAAUCCCUACCGUCCCCUCAGCGACCCUUCCCUCACCCCCGAAGAAGGCAUCAAGAUCUUCCCAGCCUGGGUAUCCGGGUACUAUCACCACCCUGCACUCGAGUCUGACUCUUCCCCUGGCUCUGGCUCUGGCUCCGAUUCUGCCUAUAUCCCGAACUCCCCAUCUGCGCUCGAAUGCCGCACACCGCUCGACCAUCCGAAGCCUACGAUACUCACGAUGUCAGAAAACGAAAUUGCCGCGGGAUUGUUCACGCCGCCCGGCGCACCGGGAGGGUCGGACGAUGUGGUGGUACGUGCGGGGGAGAAACACGGGCUGUACGCACUUCUGAGGGAACGAGCGGUAUACCUCGACGGUGAAGAGCAUACGAGCAAUGGGGCGUCACCACAGAGUGGAGGGUGGAGGGAUGUAGGGAUCAGGUAUCUGUGGUGCGAUCAGUCGGCUUGGCAGGUUCCUUGGGGGAUGUGGGCGAUGCAGGGAGAGAUUCGGGAGGCUGAAGCAGCGGGGAGGAGGAUGAGGGAGGUGGAGGUGGUGAGGUUGAGUGGGGCGAAUCACUUCGCGCAUUGGGACCAGCCUGAACGUACUUUGAAGGCGAUGCUGGCGGAGAGCGAGUAG
Molecule: messenger RNA, 1146 nt
Organism: Stereum hirsutum FP-91666 SS1
Lineage: Eukaryota; Fungi; Basidiomycota; Agaricomycetes; Russulales; Stereaceae
Product: alpha/beta-hydrolase
Exons: 4
Coding region: 1-1146 (381 amino acids)
Source: RefSeq, a predicted model, not a curated record